AUGGCCACAAUCCACUCCAUCCCUCCCGAAAUACUCCUCCAAAUCUUCAGCUACCUCCCUAUCCGGUCGCUCCUUUCCUUCUCUGUGACCAGCAAAAGCUGCCACGCCCUCGCCUCCGCCAGCGUGACAACCCUCUCUUUCGGCGUCUAUCCCACCAGCCUCGCCAGCAAGAUCAGCCGCCUGCACAACACAGCAGCGACAGACAUAGAACGCGCCGAGAAAGACGCUCCCACGACCGUCUCUCUCGUCGUCCCGGAGGCAGAGAAAUUGCCGCUGCCGGCGCUGUACGCCUUCCAUGACGCGCUGACGACUUCGAUCCUCUUGCGGUACGGCAGCAGUCUCCGCCAUCUGGACCUCACGGUCUGGACGUUGGGUCAGAGCAUCGCGACAGCGCUAGCGAAGUGCAGGAAUCUGCGCUCACUAAGCCUGCGCAUUGAGAACCCGCAUGUGCGGCUUAGCGCCGAUGCGCCGUGGGAGCUGUCUGAGAGCGGCGUGAAGGUCAUGAGGAAGGUGGACGAGGACGAUGUGUGGGAUUGUUUUGAUGGCGCAUGGGGACGGCUAAGGGAGCUGAGGAUUGAGGGCGCGAGAGUCUCGAGUGAGCAGCUGGUGAAAGUGCUGAAGGCGAAUCCGGGGGUGAGGGAGUUGUCGGUCAAGAACUGUAAGAAGCUUGAUAAGGAGCUGUGGAGGUUGUUGGGUACGGAGUGGGAGGGGCGCGGAGAGUUGGAGUCGCUGGGGAUUGUGGGGUGCGGGAUGCUCGAUAUGGAGACGCUUGAGGAGAGUUUGCCGGCGUUUGGGAAGCUGAAGCACCUGUCUCUGCUCGGCGCCGUCGGCUUAGAUAUUGACGAAGUCAAGAGGAAGAACGAUGAGGAGUGGCACAUUAAGGACUUUGUGCCACCGCAAUCGUCGUCCGGCCAAGCCGUGCCGCAUAUCAUUGAAGUGGAUCCGGCUUACAUCUGCAACGAUUAG
Coniosporium apollinis CBS 100218 is the source of this 966-nucleotide messenger RNA. RefSeq lists its product as uncharacterized. The record is from RefSeq and is a predicted model, not a curated record. Gene Ontology annotation, molecular function: protein binding. Lineage: Eukaryota; Fungi; Ascomycota; Dothideomycetes. The transcript has 2 exons. Bases 1 to 966 code for a protein of 321 amino acids.